UGUCUACUCCCUUCUCUUCUCUGUCUCUCUCUAGAAAACGCUCCCAUUUCGCCGUCGUUUAAUCGGCGAAUCUUAUUUAUUCCUAUUUAUAUAAAUUUGUAUUAUCUUCCGUUACAUCGAUCUCCCUUUAAAAUUCCCUGCUUUUAUGCAUUUAAUGACCAUCUGAUCUCCCUCGUGAUCCGUGCUCACUACAAUUAUCUCCUCUGUCUGUUGAUUGAUUGUUCAGUUAUAAGCAGCAGAGCUUCAUAAGUAAGCCUCGAAUUUCGUGCAAACAAGCCGGGAAAUGUCUGGCCCACUGGAUCGCUUUGCUAGACCUUGUUUUGAGGGGUUUUCGGGCAGCGAUGAGAGAAGAGAGAGAAAAUCCGAUUUUGAGAACUCUGAAGAUGAGAGGCGAACAAGAAUUGGAUCACUGAAGAAGAAAGCAAUUAAUGCAUCCACUAAAUUCAAGCAUUCUUUAAAGAAAAAGAGUAAUAGAAGAAAGAGUGAUGGUAGAGUUAGCUCUGUUUCGAUUGAGGAUGUUCGGGAUGUUGAGGAACUUCAAGCUGUUGAUGAAUUCAGACAGGCAUUGAUUAUGGAUGAAUUAUUACCGGAAAGACAUGAUGAUUACCAUAUGAUGUUGAGGUUCUUAAAAGCUAGGAAGUUUGACAUUGAAAAAGCAAAGCACAUGUGGGCUGAUAUGCUCCAGUGGAGGAAGGAAUUUGGUGCUGAUACUGUUAUAGAGGAUUUUGAAUUUAAAGAGUUGAGUGAAGUUUUGAAGUAUUACCCACAUGGUAAUCAUGGUGUCGAUAAAGAUGGGAGACCUGUUUAUAUUGAAAGAUUGGGAAAAGUUGAUCCCCACAAACUUAUGCAUGUUACAACUAUGGACCGGUAUGUAAAAUACCAUGUGAGAGAGUUUGAGAAAAGCUUAAAAAUAAAGUUUCCAGCUUGCACCAUUGCUGCAAAGAGGCAUAUAGAUUCAAGCACAACAAUAUUAGAUGUUCAGGGCGUGGGUCUUAAGAACUUCACCAAGAGUGCACGGGAUCUCAUCAUGCGGCUCCAGAAGAUUGAUGGUGACAAUUACCCCGAGACACUCCACCAAAUGUUCAUCAUCAAUGCUGGUCCUGGAUUUAGGUUGCUAUGGAACACUGUGAAGACUUUUCUAGAUCCCAAAACCACCUCCAAGAUUCAUGUUCUUGGAAACAAGUACCAGAGCAAACUGCUUGAGAUGAUUGAUGCCAGUGAAUUGCCAGAAUUUCUUGGUGGUACCUGUACAUGUGCAGAUCAGGGAGGUUGUCUUCGAUCAGAUAAGGGACCAUGGAGAAACCCAGAAAUUUUGAAGAUGGUACUUAAUGGUGAAGCAAGACGUGCUAGGCAGGUUGUAAAAGUUUUAAACAGUGAGGGGAAGUUUAUCUAUGCUAAGCCACAUUACCCAAUGAUUAAAGGCAGUGAUACAUCCACCGCAGAGUCUGGAUCUGAAGCUGAAGAUAUCGCUUCUCCUAAAGCACUGAAGAGUUAUUCACAUCUUAGACUGACUCCUGUUCGCGAAGAAGCUAAGGUAAUUGGAAAGGCUAGCUAUGCUGCUAACUUCUCAGGGUAUGAUGAAUAUGUCCCUAUGGUUGACAAAGCUGUUGAUUCUGGUUGGAAAAAGCAAUCGUCAACCCAGAGGCCUUCUAUUUCUAAAGCAACAUUUACUCUUCCUAACACUCAAAAGAGUCCAGAAGGAAUUCACGUUAGAAUUUUGGUAGCAGUUGUGGCUUUCUUCAUGACACUUUUCACUCUUUUCCGUACGAUGGUGUCUCAUGUGACUAAGAGGCUUCCCUACCCAUCUUCUGACAAUAAUUCAACAUCCCCUGUGCUCACCUCUGAUGCAACACAAGAAGAGUUUCGUCCCCCAUCACCAACUCCAGUUUUUACUGAGGCAGAUCUCCUAUCGUCUGUACUGAAAAGGUUAGGUGAGCUCGAGGAGAAAGUUGAUACACUUAAAGCCAAACCAUCAGAAAUGCCUUACGAGAAAGAGGAGUUACUGAAUGCUGCCGUUUGUCGUGUGGAUGCCCUAGAAGCUGAGCUAAUUGCUACUAAAAAGGCACUACAUGAAGCUUUAAUGAGGCAAGAAGAAUUGCUUGCUUACAUAGACAGUCAAGAAGAAGCCAAGUUCCGGAAAAAGAAGUUUUGCUGGUAAGGUUGUUUUGCCAAUGGAGAGAAGACUGAUAACUUCUUGGCUGGCACUGUGAUUAUCUUUUCUAUACAAGUGUUUUAACAUACACGGCCCAAUGUUGAUUGUGCUGAGAACACACUUUCUAAUUGAUGCGAGUUCCUGAUUGCAAAGGAACACAGACUUGUAAGGAAACUAUUGUGUAACUAGUAAUACCCUGAAAUCAUAUUUGUGUGGUUUGGUUUGUUCAA
Molecule: messenger RNA, 2382 nt
Organism: Ricinus communis (castor bean)
Lineage: Eukaryota; Viridiplantae; Streptophyta; Magnoliopsida; Malpighiales; Euphorbiaceae
Product: phosphatidylinositol/phosphatidylcholine transfer protein SFH8
Exons: 15
Coding region: 284-2158 (624 amino acids)
Source: RefSeq, a predicted model, not a curated record